This is a messenger RNA of Microthlaspi erraticum, 2850 nucleotides long. NCBI's taxonomy places the organism in Eukaryota, Viridiplantae, Streptophyta, Magnoliopsida, Brassicales, Brassicaceae. The record is from the annotation of a GenBank genome assembly.
AUGUCAGGUCUCGAGGAUAUCAAGAACGAGACUGUUGAUUUGGAAAAAAUUCCGAUUGAGGAAGUUUUCCAGCAGCUAAAAUGUACAAGGGAAGGAUUGACGACGCAGGAAGGGGAGGACAGGAUUCAGAUAUUUGGCCUCAACAAGCUCGAAGAGAAGAAGGAGAGCAAAGUUCUGAAGUUUCUGGGGUUCAUGUGGAAUCCGCUUUCAUGGGUUAUGGAAGCUGCGGCUAUCAUGGCCAUUGCUUUGGCCAAUGGUGAUGGUAGACCUCCGGAUUGGCAAGAUUUUGUGGGUAUCAUCUGUCUGCUUGUUAUCAACUCCACAAUCAGUUUCAUUGAAGAAAACAAUGCCGGAAACGCUGCAGCUGCUCUCAUGGCUGGUCUUGCCCCUAAAACCAAGGUGCUUAGGGAUGGAAAAUGGAGUGAACAAGAAGCUGCUAUUCUUGUCCCAGGUGAUAUUGUUAGCAUUAAACUUGGAGACAUUAUCCCAGCCGAUGCCCGUCUUCUUGAAGGUGAUCCUUUAAAGGUUGAUCAAUCUGCUCUGACUGGCGAGUCUCUUCCUGUGACCAAGCACCCGGGUCAAGAAGUUUUCUCUGGUUCAACUUGUAAACAAGGAGAAAUCGAAGCGGUUGUUAUAGCCACAGGAGUUCACACCUUCUUUGGUAAAGCUGCUCACCUUGUGGACAGCACUAACCAAGUUGGGCACUUCCAGAAAGUUCUUACAUCCAUUGGAAACUUCUGUAUCUGUUCAAUUGCUAUUGGUAUUGUGAUUGAAAUAAUCGUCAUGUACCCUAUUCAAAGAAGAAAAUACAGAGACGGAAUUGACAAUCUCUUGGUCCUCUUGAUCGGUGGUAUCCCCAUUGCUAUGCCAACGGUCUUGUCCGUGACUAUGGCUAUCGGCUCUCACAGGCUGUCUCAGCAAGGUGCCAUCACCAAACGUAUGACUGCCAUUGAAGAAAUGGCAGGAAUGGAUGUUCUGUGCAGUGACAAAACCGGGACACUAACCCUCAAUAAAUUGAGUGUGGAUAAGAACUUGGUUGAGGUUUUCUGCAAGGGCGUUGAGAAAGAUCAAGUCCUAUUAUUUGCAGCUAUGGCGUCAAGGGUUGAGAACCAGGAUGCUAUUGACGCAGCUAUGGUUGGAAUGCUUGCUGAUCCAAAGGAGGCCCGAGCUGGAAUCAGGGAAGUUCACUUCCUUCCAUUCAACCCUGUGGACAAGAGAACUGCUUUGACUUACAUCGACGCGGAUGGUAACUGGCACAGAGUCAGCAAAGGUGCUCCAGAGCAGAUCCUGGACCUUGCCAAUGCCAGGCCUGACCUUAGGAAGAAGGUACUUUCUUGUAUUGACAAGUACGCUGAACGCGGUCUUAGGUCAUUGGCAGUUGCUCGUCAGGUGGUCCCCGAGAAAACAAAAGAAAGCGCAGGUGGACCAUGGGAAUUUGUUGGCUUAUUGCCUCUUUUUGACCCUCCAAGACACGACAGUGCUGAAACCAUUCGUAGAGCUUUGAAUCUUGGUGUUAAUGUUAAGAUGAUCACCGGUGAUCAACUUGCUAUCGGUAAGGAAACCGGUCGCAGACUUGGAAUGGGAACCAACAUGUAUCCAUCUGCGGCUCUUCUCGGCACUGACAAGGAUUCGAACAUUGCAUCCAUUCCUGUUGAGGAGUUGAUUGAGAAGGCUGAUGGGUUUGCUGGAGUCUUUCCAGAGCACAAAUAUGAAAUUGUGAAAAAGCUGCAAGAAAGAAAGCACAUUGUUGGAAUGACUGGUGAUGGUGUCAACGAUGCUCCUGCUUUGAAGAAAGCUGACAUUGGUAUUGCUGUGGCCGAUGCUACAGAUGCUGCUCGUGGUGCUUCAGAUAUCGUUCUCACCGAACCUGGAUUGAGUGUUAUCAUCAGUGCAGUGCUCACUAGCAGAGCUAUCUUCCAGAGAAUGAAGAACUAUACCAUUUAUGCAGUCUCAAUCACAAUCCGUAUUGUGUUUGGUUUCAUGCUUAUUGCUCUGAUAUGGGAAUUUGACUUCUCAGCGUUCAUGGUUCUGAUUAUUGCCAUCCUUAAUGACGGUACUAUCAUGACAAUCUCAAAGGACAGAGUGAAGCCAUCUCCCACACCUGAUAGCUGGAAGCUCAAAGAAAUUUUCGCCACCGGAAUUGUUCUGGGAGGCUACCAAGCCAUUAUGAGUGUUAUUUUCUUCUGGGCUAUUCACAAGACCGACUUUUUCACGGACAAGUUUGGUGUGAGGUCAAUCAGGGACAAUAACGAUGAGCUAAUGGGUGCUGUUUAUCUACAAGUUAGUAUCAUCAGUCAAGCGCUUAUCUUCGUCACGAGGUCAAGGAGUUGGUCGUUCGUUGAACGUCCUGGUGCGCUUCUGAUGAUUGCAUUCGUCAUUGCACAACUGGUUGCAACUUUGAUUGCAGUAUAUGCAGACUGGACAUUUGCGAAGGUGAAGGGUAUCGGUUGGGGAUGGGCUGGUGUGAUAUGGAUUUACAGUAUUGUGACAUACUUCCCGCAAGACCUUUUGAAGUUUGCCAUUCGAUACAUCUUGAGUGGAAAGGCUUGGGUCAGCUUGUUUGAUAACAGGACCGCUUUCACGACCAAGAAAGAUUACGGUAUUGGAGAAAGAGAAGCUCAAUGGGCGCAAGCUCAGAGGACACUGCACGGUCUGCAGCCGAAAGAAGACGUUAACAUCUUCCCAGAGAAAGGAAGUUACAGAGAGCUGUCCGAGAUCGCCGAGCAAGCCAAGAGAAGGGCCGAGAUAGCUAGGCUUAGGGAGCUUCACACGCUGAAGGGACAUGUGGAAUCAGUCGCAAAGCUAAAGGGCUUGGACAUUGAUACAGCAGGACAUCACUACACUGUGUAA